Molecule: messenger RNA, 870 nt
Organism: Tribolium castaneum (red flour beetle)
Lineage: Eukaryota; Metazoa; Arthropoda; Insecta; Coleoptera; Tenebrionidae
Gene: Prosbeta6
Product: Proteasome beta6 subunit
Exons: 2
Coding region: 125-832 (235 amino acids)
Cellular component (GO): proteasome core complex
Source: RefSeq, a predicted model, not a curated record
UUAUUUAAGUAUAAUUUGUUGGUUUUGUAACGAUUCAACCGUGUACGAUUUCGGUCGCUUCCAUAUUUGACAUCUGACAUCUUAUUUUGUGUUGUCAUUCAAUUCGAGUAAGUGUUAAUACGAAAUGGCUUUAUUACACUCCGAAAACCGCCCCAAUUACCCCGACUAUGCUACAGCCCCCACACAGCACCACUUCAGCCCCUAUGCCGACAACGGAGGGAGUGUGGUUGCAAUCGCCGGCGACGAUUUCGUGGUAAUAGGCGCUGACACCCGUCUCAGUGCCGGUUUUUCAAUUUACACCCGUGACCAGAAUAAAUUGUUCCGUUUAUCGGACACUACAGUACUGGGAUGUUCGGGUUGUUGGUGCGACACUCUCACCCUGACCCGCAUUUUGAGCGCUCGCAUGCAAAUGUACCAACAGGAGCAUAAUAAAACCAUGGCCACACCGGCUUGUGCCCAAAUGCUAUCAACCAUGUUGUACUACAAGCGGUUUUUCCCAUACUACAUUUCUAAUAUUCUCGUUGGAUUGGAUAAUGAAGGGAAAGGGUGCAUUUAUAGCUACGAUCCGAUUGGACAUUGCGAGAAAACCACGUAUAGGGCUGGGGGCUCCGCGGGGGCCCUCCUACAACCGCUUUUGGACAAUCAAAUUGGCUUGAAAAAUAUGCAAAACGUCAAGGAUUCUAAAUUAACGUUGGAGAGAGCAGCUGCCAUCAUCAAAGACGUUUUUAUUUCAGCCGCUGAGAGAGAUAUUUUCACAGGGGAUAGCAUUUUGAUUAACAUCAUCACCAAGGAUGGUAUUAAGGAAGAUAGUUUUCAAUUGAGGAAAGAUUAAAUUGGUGUUUUUUUUGCUUAAUAAAUCAGUGUUUGGUA